AUGAAAUUUAACAACGCUCUUUACCUUAUGUUUGUUGCUUCAGCUGUGGCUGCUCCAAUUGCCGCUCCAGUUGCUGGAAAUACCUCCUCAGGAACUUUAAAGUCUGGUACUAGUUCCUUGGGAUCAAUUUCCGGAUCAACAGGCUCUAAAACUGGAACUACCGGUUCUACGGGUUCUACGGGUUCUACGGGUUCUACGGGUUCUACGGGUUCUACGGGAGCUCCUGCAACUACUACUAGCUCUGGGAUUGCAACUAGUACUUCAACCGGUACCUCUGGUUCAAGUAGAUCGACUGGAACCUCUGGUUCUACCACCAUCAACAAUGUGACUGGUGGUAACGGUACUGGUGGCAAUGCUUCAGGCACUGGAAGCACUGGUGGCACCGGUAUUGGCGGUUCUGCAUCUUCUGGAGUUACCAACUCUGGUUCGGGCACUGGAAAUUCGGGCACUGUUUCUAGUUCGACUGGUACUACAAGUGGUUCAACUGGAUCUAAUACCAACUCAAAAGGCUCUUCAACCGGUUCUACUGGGUCUACUGGGUCUACUGGGUCUACUGGGUCUACUGGGUCUACUGGGUCUUCUGGGUCUACUGGGUCUUCUGGGUCUACUGGGUCUACCCGCUCCAAUACGAAUAGUUCAACUAACGGAUCAAGUGGCACUGGCAGUGGUUCGACUGGCUCAACUACUGGUUCAACUGGUUCAACUGGUUCAAAUUCGAGUUCUGGCUCUGGCUCUACUUCCUCUGGCUCUGGUUCUGGCACUGGCUCUGGCUAUGGCUCUGGCUCUACUUCCUCUGGCUCCAAAACGGGUUCAAAAACUGGAUCUACUGGUGCUACUGGUGCUACUGGUACCACAGGCUCUACCACAGGUACAGCCACGAGUUCUACCACUGGCUCUUCCACUGGCUCUUCCACUGGCUCUUCCACUGGCUCUUCCACUGGCUCUUCCACUGGCUCUUCCACUGGCUCUUCCAAAUGCAGCUCCAAUAAGGGAAGUUCCUCUGGUUCCAAAACUGGAACUUCUAGUGGCUCUUCAGGUGCAACUGCUACUACAGGAUCUGGUGCAACUACUACUAGCAGUGGUUCAGGUUCUAGUACAUCUAGCGGUUCGACAAGCUCUACUGGUUCUAGCGGUUCAACUGGUUCCAAUACUGGCUCAACUGGCACCAAUACUUCCACAGGUUCAGCCUCAAGUGCUACAAGUACUACCAACAAGGCGACUGGUGGUUCGGGUACCGGCGGUUCUGGGGGGUCUGCCACUGGGGGGUCUGCAAGCAGCAAAAGCAGUAGCAUUCCGUCGUCGUCAUCAUUUUCUAGUGCUACAGGAGGGAAUGGGACUGGAGGGUCAGCAACAGGUGGGUCUGGAGGGUCAGCAACUGGAGGUUCGGCAAAAACUACGGGAAGCGGAACAGCAACAGGAGGAAACGGGUCUGGAGGAUCUGGGGGAUCAGCAGUUGCAGGAUCUGGAGGGUCUGGUACUGGAGGAAAUGCAAAGAGCACUUAA
Molecule: messenger RNA, 1503 nt
Organism: Magnusiomyces paraingens
Lineage: Eukaryota; Fungi; Ascomycota; Dipodascomycetes; Dipodascales; Dipodascaceae
Exons: 3
Coding region: 1-1503 (500 amino acids)
Source: RefSeq, a predicted model, not a curated record